AUGUACCGCCUGGUGCGCCUGGGCCCGCUGCGGCCGCCGGCCGUUCCGCGCAGCCCCCCGCGUCCCCUCCCGCUCCCCGCCGUCCCCCGCGCCUUGGGCUGCGGUCCCCGCCUCGAUGGGGUUGGCCUCAGCCCGCCGCUGCCCCUGGUAACGCUGCGAUCCGCCGCCGGUAGCUCCGCCAAGGAUGCAGGUGGUUCCCCCGAAAAGGCAGUCACAGAUCCCAGUGGUGAAAACAAGAAACUCAACAAAUCCCAGCAGCUGAAACAAGUUUUUAAAGAAUACGGUGCUGUAGGGGUUUCAUUCCAUGUUGGAAUUUCAUUAGUAUCUCUAGGAAUUUUCUACCUGGCUGUGUCAAGUGGUGUGGAUAUGACUGCAGUUCUCUUCAAACUUGGUUUCAGUGAGUCAUCAUUACAAUCUAAAAUGGCUGCUGGUACAAGCACAUUUGUGCUGGCAUAUGCAGUUCACAAAUUGUUUGCUCCAGUACGAAUCAGCAUCACUGUGGUUUCUGUGCCAUUUAUUGUCCGAUACUGCCGGAAGAUUGGUUUCUUCAAACCUCCUGCCCCAAAUCCAUGAUUUCUUACUAGUUUUUACUCUUUUUAAAUGCUCUAUAUCCAUGUAGCUUUUCGGAUUGCUAAAGUUUUUUAAAAGACUUACGUGGAUUCAUGUUAAUGCUGACCUCCUCUUGCAUUUCUUACUUGUUCUUUCAGGUAAAUGUUACACUGUGAAAAGUGCUGUCCUCCUUUCCCUUUUGCCACCUCUUCUUCAGAAAAACCUGUUAAAAUGGUAUCUGGUUUCCACUGCAAGUGGUAAUAUAAAUGCUUGACAAUGAGCAGUCUCUUUAGAACACGCAGUUCUAGGUCUUUAUAAUCUAGUUUUUUGGGCCUUAACAUUUCUCUUGUCAAAAGAGAGUGGCCAUGUUAGUUUAUUAGUGUAGUUGGGAAACAGACUAAGAUUCUCUUCCGACUAGUCUGUGGAAUAAACAAUAUCCUACUGUAUGAAUAGUUCUUUUGGUAAGUGUGUAUAUUGGAAUCUAAGGGGGUAGGUGAGUGUUUCUUUGUUAUAAAAGGCAUGUAUUAGAGCCCUGUCUUGCAGCACCACACACAUGCUGAACUAACUUAAGUGGCAGUACCUGUAUGCUUAAUUAUUACACAGUGAUAAUUGUUUUAUCCAGAAUAGGUGAUGCACUGUUCUGAAACUACAGCUCCUUUGUGGUGCUUCCAUGUUUCAAGAUUUUAUUGUUUGCAAAUGUGCUUUGUUUAUAGGCUAGGAGCUGGCCUUACUGAAGUCUUUUUUUUUCAUGCCUAUAGACUCAGAAGGAAUCCUGAGUCUACUGAAAUCAGUGUAACCAGAAUUACCUCCUAUGUGAACAUAUUCCAAAGAUCAUCAAGUCAGAGGCAAGGUAUCUGUGGGUUUUUAAUCUAUCGAGAUCUGGCUUUGUACUGGAGACUUUUUUUUUUAAUCUAAAAACUAACCCUAGCAGCUUUCUGCUCCUGUGGAUGAAACUCACAUCUGCACCUGAAGUCCAGACAUUACAAUUCAUAGCUUCUCAAGAAAAAUUCUUAUGCUUUUGUCUGACAGACUGUUGAACGUACCAGUUAGAGGUGCUUUUCAUUUCCUUAUUUGGACACUGUUCCUAUUAGAAUGUGGUUGCAUAUGCAUUAUAUUCACAUACCACCUUUCAGUUAACCUGAAGACUGGAUCCCAAAACUAGGUAGUCAAUGUAACAUUCUGUGGUAAACCUGAGUUUCAGACUUAGAACUGUGCUUCUGUGAGAUAGCUCGAGCCAGAUCUAUCAGUCUUUUGGACCUGUUCCUCCUUCCAGGUCUGCUCUUCUUACAUUGUCUUGCUCUGUCUUUGUGCUUACACUUACCCCCAGGUGGCUCUGACAGAUCUGUUCAUGCAGGAAUCUGAUUAAAGUAAAAUAGCAGGAAAUUACCCUGGUGAUGACAGUAAUUUUUUUUUUCCUGAAAUAUAGUGAAUUAAGAGGAAGGAAUCAUGUGGUUAGGAUGAGAGUUGGCUGAGGGAGGGAAAGAGGAGCAAGUAAUUUCUGUUGUUACAAGCAACCUAUUAACUCUACUCAGCCAUAACAUUAAAUUGCACCUUAACUCCUUUCCCAUUCAGAAAGUCCAAUCCAUAGCCUGGUUGGAUGCACUGAGGAUUCUCAGGCUCACUAGUGAGCAAGCAGCAUUUGUGCUCUAGAAGAUGAGUCACAGCCACAUACAUCCUUGUACCUCUGUAUUAUUGCUACCCCUUGGUUAAUCAGAGGUUUUCUCUAAGACAGGGAAAACUGGAAGAGGGGUAGUUUACCUCCUCUGCUCUGUGGAAGCAAACAGAUAACUAGAGACUGCCACCUGAAAACAAAGAACCCAUUGGUAAGGGCUUGGUCUCAGGGGGCAGUGCUGUUAGCACAGAUGAGGGUUUAGCAUCUUAAGAUGGAAACAGUUGCAGCAGUGAGUAGGUACAAAUGCAAGAUAGAGGCUUGAUGUAUAAUGCAAACACAGCCAUACGUGACAUAUGUAAAGAUUCAUUACAUAGUUAAACACUGCUCAAAAUACUGACCUUAGGAGCACGGCAUACUGAGAAUCGGCCUUGCAGUGUGACCUGCUUCCAUGAGAGCUGUAAGCUGUGUCACUAACAGAGCUUAUAUCAUGCACAGCUGCUU
Messenger RNA from Haliaeetus leucocephalus (bald eagle), 2662 nucleotides. RefSeq names its product family with sequence similarity 210, member B (gene MIMS2). The record is from RefSeq and is a predicted model, not a curated record. Bases 1 to 573 code for a protein of 190 amino acids. Gene Ontology annotation, cellular component: mitochondrion. The transcript has 3 exons. Lineage: Eukaryota; Metazoa; Chordata; Aves; Accipitriformes; Accipitridae.